Poeciliopsis prolifica (blackstripe livebearer) is the source of this 1874-nucleotide messenger RNA. It is a transcript of the gene popdc1, whose product is annotated as blood vessel epicardial substance. Gene Ontology annotation, molecular function: cAMP binding. The transcript is spliced from 8 exons. Gene Ontology annotation, cellular component: sarcolemma. Lineage: Eukaryota; Metazoa; Chordata; Actinopteri; Cyprinodontiformes; Poeciliidae. The record is from RefSeq and is a predicted model, not a curated record. Bases 160 to 1239 code for a protein of 359 amino acids.
GUCUCCUCCUGUCAGCUGUGUGGAAUGUGCGAUGCACAUUAUGCAGACUCCGAGAGAAGGUCACUAGAAGCGCCUUGGUCCGCUUGCAGAAAGCGCUCUGCUGUCUUCGCCCUGAACAUACUCGUCCUGUCCUGGUCCUCUGGCUGAAGCUCCAUCAGAAUGUCUACACCUGACUCAACCUCCUUCCUCACCAUGCUGCCCACAUUCACCUCAUCCACUCCAGAGGUCCCAGCUGUGGAGGCCAACGCCACCUCCUGCCAGCAUUGGGAGCAGGUCCAUCACACGCUGUUCCAUCUCGGGAACCUAUCCCUGCUGCUGGGCCUGCUCAUUCCCACCACCCUGGGGCUGCACAUGAUUCUGCUGCGCCUCUUCCUGAUGACAGGAUGCAGUCUUUUCAUUGCUUGGGCUACUUUCUAUCGCUGCAACCUUGAUGUGAUGGUUUGGAACGUGGUGUUCUUGGUCGUCAACUUCAUGCACUUAUUCUUUCUCCUGUAUAAGCGCAGGCCGAUUAAGAUUGACAGAGAGCUGCGGACUGUCUACAAGCAGAUGUUUGAGCCUGUCCAUGUGCAGGAGGCUUUGUUUCAGAGGCUCACAGGACAGUUUUGCACAAUCCAGACUCUGAAGAAAGGCCAAGCAUAUGCUGCUGAGGACAAGACCUCUGUGGAUGAGCGCCUCAGUAUCCUGCUCAAAGGAAAGAUGAAGGUGUCAUAUCGAGGUCAUUUCCUCCACAACAUCUAUACCAACUCAUUCAUCGAUUCUCCAGAGUUCAGAUCUACUGAGAUGCACAGAGGGGAGAAGUUCCAGGUGACAAUAGUGGCAGAGGAGAACUGCAAGUUCCUGUGUUGGUCUCGAGAACGGCUCACUUACUUCCUAGAAUCAGACACUUUCCUGAACGAGGUGUUUAAGUACCUCAUCGGCAAGGACAUCACCAACAAACUGUACACUCUAAAUGAUCCCACACUCAGCGAUAAGGCAGUGAAAAAGAUGGACCGUCAGCCCAGCCUGUGCUCUCAGCUUUCUAUGAUGCAGAUGAGGAACAGCAUGGCGAGCACUAGUGACACAGAUGAUGUUCUUAACCAGAUCCUACGAGGAGGAUCCGCUGGAUCAUCUCUCCAAAAAUCACCUGAAACCAAAUCUUCGACGAAGAUGAGGCCUAUAGAAGAAGGCAUGGAGGACGAUGUUUUUGAAGAAUCUGUCUCCUCUCUGCAGCAGCACACAGCUUCCACCAAAGAAGUGUAGGGAUCAGGAGAUCAACUAGCAACACAAGCAUUUUAUCACCUCCUUUAGAGCCUGACUACUUUACUGAUACCUGCCAGUGCCAAUAAACAAAGUGUUCAAGUGUUCAUUUGUAAGCAUCCUUUUUACACAGUGUUUGUUCAUUAGAAAGCAUGAGUUUUAUUUUUCUUCGUACUUUUGAGUGUUUUGCUGUUCAAAAAUCUAUGUAUUUUUUUUGCAAAACCAAAACAACUUCUUGGUUUGAGGGAAUUUAUGUGAAAUAUUAUCAGAGAAUACAAAUGUUUGUCACUAGGUCUUUGUAUUUAACACUUUACUAAACCACAUAUUUUAGUGUAGCUGUUUUUCCUAAUGCUUCUGAGGUUUAUUAUAUUCUGCUGCAUUUCUGUUCUUUCAGCUUUGGUACCUGCUGUCAUUGUUCCUUUAGCAAUCACUACUGUAGUACGUCACAUUUUUGUCAUCUGCCAUCUACUCGGUUUUUUCCUGCUAAGUCAGACGAUAGAGCCCUCUUGUGUUCUUUUGAUUAAAUACAUUUCAGAAAUAUACUGUGUUGAAGCAAAAGUGUCAGAAAUGAUCACUGUCACUAACAAUUGUAAUUCUAUGAAUAAAUAAAUGUUAAAAAAUUGGGAAACUGAAGAUUU